Molecule: messenger RNA, 987 nt
Organism: Sinocyclocheilus anshuiensis
Lineage: Eukaryota; Metazoa; Chordata; Actinopteri; Cypriniformes; Cyprinidae
Product: pre-mRNA-splicing factor syf2-like
Exons: 7
Coding region: 48-764 (238 amino acids)
Cellular component (GO): catalytic step 2 spliceosome; Prp19 complex; post-mRNA release spliceosomal complex
Source: RefSeq, a predicted model, not a curated record
CUCAGUCGAACUGAAAUGCGUGACGUACUUCCUCUUUGAAAGAAGCAAUGGCGUCUAGCGGUAAGGUUGUUGCUUCCAGCAAUGAAGAGGAAACCACAGAGACUCCAGCAGCACAGAAGAGAGAAGAGAAACUCAGAAAGUUCAGAGAGCUUCAUUUCAAGAGGAAUGAGGCUCGUAAGCUGAAUCAUCAGGAGGUGGUGGAGGAGGACAAGAGGCUGAAGCUGCCGUCAAACUGGGAGGCCAAGAAAGCCCGUCUGGAGUAUGAACUCAUGGUGGACCAAAAGAAGAAGGAGUGUGCGGAGCAAGGUGAGGACUACGACCGUGUAAAGCUCCUGGAGAUCAGCGCUGAAGAUGCAGAGAGAUGGGAGAGAAAGAAAAAGAAGAAAAACCCAGAUCCAGGAUUCUCAGGCUACGCUGAGGCCCAGCUGAGACAGUACCAGAGACUGACGAAGCAGAUCAAGCCAGAUAUGGAGAACUAUGAGAGACAGAGAGAGGAGUGUGGAGAAGAUUUCCACCCCACCUCCAACAGUCUGAUUCACGGCACUCACGUCCCGUCUAAGGAGAGCAUCGACCGCAUGGUGGACAAUGUGGAGAAACAGAUUGAAAAACGCUCUAAAUACAGUCGCCGCAGGGCCUACAACGAUGACGCUGACAUCGAUUAUAUCAACGAGAGAAAUGCUAAAUUCAACAAGAAGGCUGAACGUUUCUACGGCAAAUACACUGCAGAGAUCAAACAGAACCUGGAGAGAGGAACAGCCGUGUAACUAUGGAGACUGUUACUAUGGAUACCCCCCCCCCAUUCGCCAAGCAGUAAGAAAUCAUGUACAAAUAUUUUUAAGAAAUGCUCCUUUGAGAUUCUUCUUCUCUGUAGUGGUCUUGUGAAUUAUUUUUAUUUUUCUCUUUACAAAUUGAAUCUUUUUAUUUCAGGGAAAAAUAUUUGCCUGCAGUGUCAAUGUUUUACUUUGUAAAUCCAUUCAUUUCCUCAGC